Messenger RNA from Cynara cardunculus var. scolymus (artichoke), 1173 nucleotides. Its product is annotated as probable 2-oxoglutarate-dependent dioxygenase At5g05600. The transcript has 3 exons. Lineage: Eukaryota; Viridiplantae; Streptophyta; Magnoliopsida; Asterales; Asteraceae. Bases 8 to 1081 code for a protein of 357 amino acids. The record is from RefSeq and is a predicted model, not a curated record.
AUCAACCAUGACUUGCCCCGGAGAUUGGCCGGAGCCGGUUGUCCGAGUGCAAUCCUUAUCGGAAAGCGGUAAACCAGUAAUUCCCGACAGAUACAUCAAACCGCCGCCGGAUCGGCCCUCCGCUAACUCAUCACCGCCCCACAUAAACAUACCUCUCAUCGACAUGGCCGGUCUGACCAGCGACGAUCUCGCCGUCCGGGAAGCAACGUUGAAAGAAAUCUCGGAGGCCUGCCGCGAGUGGGGGUUUUUCCAGGUGAUCAAUCACGGAUUGAAAGGGGAAUUAGUGGAUGGAGCUCGGGAGAUUUGGCGGGAGUUUUUUCAUGAAUCGAUGGAGGUGAAGCAAAAAUACGCCAAUUCACCCAAAACAUAUGAAGGAUAUGGAAGCAGAUUAGGGUUCCAGAAAGGAGCAAUACUUGAUUGGAGUGAUUAUUACUUCCUUCACUAUCUUCCUUCUUCUCUAAAGGAUCACCAUAAAUGGCCUGCAAAACCACCUUCUUUGAGGGAAGUUGUUGAAGAAUACUCGAAAGAGAUAGUGCGGUUGGGUAGCGUUUUAUUAGAGGUAUUUUCUAUAAACCUCGGCUUAAAACACGAUUACCUCCAAAAUGCGUUUGGUGGAGAGGACAUCGGGGCUUGUUUGAGAGUGAACUUCUAUCCAAAAUGCCCACAACCCGACUUAACCCUUGGUCUAUCGUCUCACUCUGAUCCUGGUGGCAUCACCUUUCUCCUUCCCGAUGAGAACGUCAGCGGACUUCAAGUCCGACAGGACCAACAAUGGGUCACCGUCAAACCAGCCCGACAUGCCAUUAUCGUCAACAUCGGAGAUCAGAUUCAGGUUUUAAGCAACGCCAUAUAUAAGAGUGUGGAACAUCGGGUGAUUGUGAAUCCAGACAAAGAGAGGGUGUCAUUGGCGUAUUUUUAUAAUCCAAAGAGUGAUUUGCUUCUUCAUCCUGCACCGGAGUUGGUGACGCCUGCAACACCGGCGCUUUAUCCCUCUAUGACUUUUGAUGAAUACAGACUGUUCAUACGAACCAGAGGUCCGCAAGGGAAAUCACAAGUAGAGUCUUUAAGAUCACCCAAAUGACUUCUUACCCUUUUCCUUAUGUGUUAUAUGUAUACGUGACGUACAAUAAAUUCAACAUGUACAAUUAUCAGUUUCUUAAUUUGUAAUUUAUA